UCAUACAUUAAAAAAAUUAAGAAACAACAAACUAACAAAUAAAAUUAAGGAAAAGUAAAAUACAUAAAAUAAUAAAAGAUACAAAAUCUAAAAAAUACAUACAAACAAACAAACAAAUAAAAGUCAAAUAAAUAUUCAUGAAUGUUUGUGAAUAAAAAACUACUAUUUUAGAAGAAAAUUAUUUUGUGAUUAAAACGGUGUUAAUAAUAAUAAAAAUAUUUUAUUUUAUAUUUUAUGAAAGAAAAGUCUUUUAAAGACACAAAUCCUAGUAUAAAUAUUACAGUAAAUUUGUAUUAAAACAUCAUCAUCCAACAAUUUAGAUCAAGGCCAUACAUACAUCCAUCGUACACCUAUAAAACACUUCAUUUAGCUUCGUAUGCCUGGGCCACAAAUUUGUAACGUUAUUUAUUGCGGCUUAAUUUUGACCGUCAAUAGUGCCGUAUUUUCAUUUAAACGGUUAUCGAUUAUUUUAUGAUGGAACUGUUGUCUAACAACUCCUCGUUAUCAGCACAAAUGGCAUCGGCAGCUGGCAAUAAUGCAGCAUCGAAUGGCAAUCCCAAUAACGGCGCUACCACCGCCGAGCGACUAUUAGCAGGUAUUUUGGACUCAUUUCCUGCUUGGGACAUUGGCAGCGGCAUGAUGAACAACGAUGUUCGAAAUGAUUCACCACCUCGUAAUGAUUUCUUUUUCAACAACUUCCUUUCGUCAUUGGAAACACCACAAGAGUUUAGCAUUGGUGUAGCACCCAUAGGCAGUGGCAUGAGAGCACCCAAAAUGUCUCCGGAAUCGUCGAAUAACUCGAGUAUUAGUUGCAGUUGGUGUGAAGUUAAUGCUUCGAUUCGCUGCUUGGAAUGCAAUGAGUUCAUGUGCAAUGAUUGUUUAAGAGAACAUCGCAAAUCACCAUUAUCCUCUAAUCACUCCAUUAUCUCGUUGCCGACUCCGAUUGGCACUUCACCCACCGGCGGUAUGUCGACUAGCGUACCCAACAUUCCUUGUCCCAACUAUCUAUGCGAUCAACACAAUGAGAUGCUCCGUUAUGUUUGCGAAUACUGCAAAAAGUUGGUAUGUCAAUGUUGUACCCUACACGAGCACAAGGAGCACUGCUACUCCUCGAUCCAAAGCUUUGUGGAUGAAUCCAGGGAAAAGAUAGAAACAGCCUUGGAAAGUAGUCGCAUGGGUACUAAAUGUAUUAAGAGUAGCAUUGAUAAGGCUUUGGCUUUCAUACGUCACAUCGAGAGAAAUUGCGCUGAGUUAAGCGACAAUAUCCGCAAAGGCUUUCGUCAAUUUCUCAUUGCAAUUGAAGAUCGUGAACGUUUCCUUUUGGACUUUGUGGAGAAACUAAGACAGCGUCGUUUGGCCAUGUUACAUGAUCAAAUGGCUGGACUCAAAUCAGCUUUAGCUGGUUUAGCCGAAACUUCCGACAUGUUGCACAAAGUAGCCGAAAACGGUGGCCGUAUGGAUCACGUCGAUAUUGCCAUGAAAGUGACAAAUGGUCAAAGACAACUUGAACAGUUUGCAGCUAUUUACAAAGACUUACAGCCCAAACAAGAAGUAUUUGCUUUUGCUGCUCCCGAUUACUCUUUAUUGCAAGAUAUACGUAACCAAGGCGGCAUUGUUUUGGUGGAUGAGAAAAAUAUGCCCCUUAUGAAUAUCAGCGGAGGUACCAUUGUGGGUGGUAGUGCCGCUGUAGAGUCGGUGGGCACCGUAUUAUCAAUGGCUGGAAAUGGUUUAUCAAAUGGCGUAGUUCCCGCUAACAUGAGACGUCCACUUCUGAGAGACAAUUCUUUCCGUAAUCCUUCGCCGGUGAUGCAAGUAAGAGGCGGUAGUGCUUGUAGUAUGCCUAAUCCUGGUUUGGAUUGGGAACUUAGUGUAAUGCGCAGUUCGCCUGGUCUACACUUUGGUGCUCCUCGUUCAACACCCGCUAUACCUGGUACUACAGAACCCGUCAAGGCCCGAAACUCGAAUGCUUUAUCUCUCUCGUUUGCUACAGAAGGCCACGAAGAUGGGCAAGUUAGCCGCCCGUGGGGCUUGUGUGUAGACAAACUCGGACACAUUUUGGUCUCCGAUAGACGCAACAAUCGUGUUCAAGUUUUCAAUCCUGAUGGCUCUCUUAAAUUCAAGUUCGGUCGCAAAGGUGUCGGUAAUGGAGAAUUCGAUCUUCCCGCCGGUAUUUGUGUAGAUAUUGAUAAUCGCAUUAUAGUCGUGGACAAGGAUAACCAUCGUGUGCAGAUCUUUACAUCUUCGGGUGUAUUCCUACUGAAAUUUGGCAGUUACGGCAAGGAAUAUGGUCAAUUCCAAUAUCCUUGGGAUGUGGCCGUAAACUCAAGACGUCAAAUUGUCGUAACCGAUUCACGCAAUCAUCGUAUACAACAAUUCGACUCAGAAGGUAGAUUUAUACGUCAAAUUGUAUUUGAUAAUCAUGGUUCCAAUAAGGGCAUAGCCUCGCCGCGUGGUGUGUGCUACACACCCACCGGUAAUAUUAUAGUAUCCGAUUUUGACAAUCAUUGUUUGUACCUGAUAGAUCCUGAUAUAAAUGAGAUUUUAUCAGCCAAGGGUCACGAAGGUUCUGGUUUCCAGGAAUUUAAUCGCCCUUCAGGUAUAUGCUGCGACGAUGAUGGUCGCAUUAUAGUUGCUGAUUCCAAGAAUCAACGUAUUGUAGUAUAUAGUCCUACACUGGAUUAUUUAUGGGAUAUUGAAAUAAGACCUUCUUUGAAUCCCUUAAUGCCUCCUACUUUGGAUGAAAAAGAUCGUACUUGUGAUGUGGCCUUAAUGCCAGACGGUCGAAUUGUAUUCCUUAUUGAAUUAUCUCCCGACUCUAAAGAGGGAUCUAAUCCCUACAAACGUUUUGUACAUGUCUUCUAACGUUCAACAUAUCCGUCAUUGGGAUGGAUAAAUAAUACUACAAAUACCACUGCUGCUGUGGACACCAACUCAACGGCGGCAGUAGUGGCGGCAACAAUAUCAUCAGCGGCAUACACUUUUCAUGGGUAACAAUCCAAACAACAUAGAAAAUUAGAAAAUUCAUCGAUCCUCAAAAACAGAUGAUUGAUUCAAAAACAAAAAGAAACUUUUUAUUAGUAUUUAAGUUACAACGAUUACCUCGUUCAUAUAUUAUUUAGGGAUCAGUUAUAGUAUGAAUCAUACAUUCAGAUAUAGUUAAACAAAAAACACUCCAUUACUAAAUACUUUAACUCCAAACCAUAAAGAACAAAAACCUAAUACAUGACCAUCUCAUUUUUAAACUCACAUCACAUAUUGCACUCAUUAUAAUUAUUGUCGUUACGUUGUGCUAAACGUAACUCAAUGACGACCGAUAGCGACGAAUUCGCCACAAUUUGAAAUCGUUAUUUCUUACAUAAAUUAUAUUCGUGUUUGGUUUAUUCAUUUCAUCCAUAAAUUCAUUUAUACAUCUAUACGUGUAUUGUAAUAUUUUUUUAGUUUAUUAAUCCAAGAUUAAUUUCAUUUAUAAAUAGACUGAUAAUGAUAAAAACAAAGUUAAAAACUCAAUUUCAAACAGACUUUAAAAAGAAUGUUAUUAAAAGUUCAACCGAUAAAAUACACCGUUAUUAAACAAACAACUUACUUACUUACUUACUUACUUACUUACUAAAUAGCUUAAAAGCUAAAAAACAAAAAAGAAAACAAAAACACACAUUAAAACAAUAACUUUACACAGUAGAUUAUCAUUUUAUUUACCCAAAAACUGAAAAAAACUCUUUGCGUGAGACAAGAGAUACAAAGUGAAUAAAAAUUGCUGUGAAAGUUAAAUAAUAGAGAUUAAUAACUAAUUAUAACUAAAUAUUUUCUUUUUUAUAUGUUUUCAUUCUCAUUCUUCUUUUACUCUAUUACAUACUUAUUAUACUUGUUGUGUUUGUGUUUUACAUUAUAUUUUUUUUUACAAAAUUGAGAGACUGAACUCAAGGAAAUUAUUUUCAUAUGAUUUCAUUUUAUAUUUUAUUUAAUUUACGAAACUUAUUAAUUUUAUUUUUUUUAAGUAAGACUGAUUACCAAAGUGACUACAUAACACCGAGUAAAAACAAAAUGACACACAAAAAAUAAUUAAAUUAUAACAAAACAAAAACAAAUACUUACAAUAUAUGAAAAUAUUAUAAAAUAAAAUACAAAAAAUAACCCUAAAUACUAAGCAACAGCUAGAACUAAACUAAAUGAGAUGAAAAAAAAAAAUAAUUAAAUUUAAUGCAAAUUAACUAUUAAUUGAAAACUAAAUUUUCAAAGAAAAAAUUUAUAUUAAAUGUGUUCAUUAGUAUUAUAUAUAAUAUAAAUAAAACAAAAACAAACAAAUUAUUAGAUAAUUUUAAAACAAAACAACUAAAAAAAUAUUAUAAUUAUUAUAAUUCAAUAAAUAAAUUAAUAAAAAUAAGAGCAAUAAGGCAAAAUACUAAGGCAUUUCAUAAAUAAAACUAGGAUGGAAAAGAAUGAGUCAGUUUAAAUAACAAAAUAUAACGUGGUUUAUAAACAUAAACUAUAAAUAUGAAUACUAGACUGCUGCCAAGAAAUUUAUAAUUAAAAUAUAAUUCAAAGAGAAUCAAAAUAACAUAUAAAAAGAUCAAAACAUUUCCCAAUUUCCAAUUAUUUAUAGCAGCUAUGCAUAAACCUAACCUAACAUUUUUAAAUUGGAGCAGUCUUUUUGAACUUCUCUUUGAUGUUUAUAUUACACUAAAUUUCUCUUUAUUAAAUUGGAAAUUUUCAAAAUUAGUUCUUUUUGCAAGAAACAAACAUUGAUGGGAUGAAACCAUUAUUUAAAUAACUUAAAGGAUGAGAGAGGCAAAGAAAGUUCAUAACAAAUAAGCAAUAAAACUUAAAAGUAAACAAAACAUCAUCGACAUUUUUAUAUCACAAGAAUAUUAUUCUAAACAAUUAAAUACUUUGCUAACAAUUCUAAUCAUCUCUCUCUCCCUCUGGCCCAUCCAAACUCAUUUACAUUUUUUUUUUUUUUUCAAAAU
Messenger RNA from Lucilia sericata (common green bottle fly), 4964 nucleotides. It is a transcript of the gene wech, whose product is annotated as protein wech. Gene Ontology annotation, molecular function: protein binding; zinc ion binding; ubiquitin protein ligase activity. The coding region runs from base 472 to 2862 and encodes 796 amino acids. NCBI's taxonomy places the organism in Eukaryota, Metazoa, Arthropoda, Insecta, Diptera, Calliphoridae. The transcript has 5 exons. The record is from RefSeq and is a predicted model, not a curated record. Gene Ontology annotation, biological process: proteasome-mediated ubiquitin-dependent protein catabolic process; protein polyubiquitination.